UUUUCUAUUGGUUUGUCGGAUAGUUAGUUAAAACUCAAUAUUUAAAGAUUUGAUCAUUAUUUACUUUUACGAAUAUUUUAACAAAGUGAAGAUGGCUUUUUGGUAAUGAAACAGACUGAAAUAAAAUAUAAGUUAUUCUACGUGGAACAAGUUUUCUGUAAUAAAAAAAGACUGGAAUGCUGACGGAAGAAAAUACGUAUUUUCUGCGAGCCUUUCUACUUCUUGUGGAAGGUGGAGGUUACAUUUCGACAGAAAUCCUCGACAGAGAACGUCAAAACGAAGGUGGUGAUUUCGAUGACCUGCUACGAAAUUUUGAGCGUAAACUUCGACAUGAAUUUCAUGGAAAACAAUAUGAAAAGUUAUUCCCUUCUGCCGGUAACACCAAUACCGAAACUUGGGACUUGCAGCUGAAAAUUGGUGUGAUGUUAAAUAUCUUUAGACACACACUUUCUCUGACUGAAAAAGGGAAAUUACGAACGUUGCGUGAACUUCGGAACGACAUAUUCAUGCACUGUGUCUCAGCAUCUCUUGAUCAUGAAAAGUACGAAGAGGUACAAGAACAACUUGAAGAUGCUAUAGAAACAUUGGCGUCAACAUUCGCUGACUCUGUCAAGAACUGCUGCUCCGCUUAUAUAAGACAAUGUACUGUGGAGCCAUUAGACAAUUUAAGACCAUCCAUUGCAACAUUAAAUGGAUUAACUCCUGCCAGUGUUAGAGCCGUCCAUGUUCCUUUAGAUGUUGAGCUACGAGUUGUAUGUCUAUCAGAAGAACUGGCUGACCUUUCUUAUACUGCUCUUAACACUAUAUUCAACUUGGCUGCAAGCAACACAGAUGAAGAAACAGAUUCAAAAGAACUUGGUGAAAAUGUCCGCAAGCUUCUGGACUUUUUAGAAUCACAUAAGGAUGUGGUAUUCAAAGGUUCUAACAUCGCGUGCAUCAUACUUAAGUUCGAGUGUCGCAGCUAUGCCGGUAUGUUGUGUUUACUUCACAAACUGCAGAGUCCAGAGUUCAGGGUUCAUUUGAAUGAUAUUGCAGAUGUCUUGAUGAGACUCUAUCAGCAUGACUUCCCAAUAAACAUUUCGUCCAAAGUUACAACAGAGUGUUUACAGUCUGUUUUGAUAGACAUCAUUAAGACGGUACAUGAGGAGGAGCAGUCGAUCGGUUGUUUCGAAGUUGUAUCAGAUAACAAAAUGCAACACAGUGAUGGAAAUGAGACGCAAUUGAAACAGUUUACAGAUGAUGAUGAUUGCCAAGUUGUGGAAAGCACAAAAGCGCUAAAACUGGCUUUAGAAUGCGAAUCAAAAGAUGGGUUGUUUCAUAUUUUGAAUAUGUUUAAGGAGGACAGCUUGUCAGGUCGACUCACAUCUAUAGCAGAUUCUUUAUCACGCCUUUAUCAGAAAAAAAUAACUUUAAAGGCAUCUUUAAAUGUUGAAGAGGUCAUGACAGCUCUCGAAGAAGCAGUGUCUAAGGGGUGUAAACAAGAAGCGUUUUUACAUCAGAAUCGCGAAGAAAGCGGACAAGUGCAUGAACAAGAUCAGCUCAGUACCUAUGAAGAUUUUAAAAUUCCCUUCAGCGUCGGAAACACGUCACCAUUGCUGCCUCAUUCCGGGACAGUUGACAAAACGGCAUCUACCUCUGCAAACUGCAAAAAUGAUGCUACAAACGUGGUUAAAGGAAAUAGGAUAACACAGGUUAAGAAGCCAUACUCAAAGCUAUCCCCUGGUACAGCAAGAAAAAGAUCUUCGGCAAGAACACAAGCUGAACAGAAGAGACAAGGCAUGAAAGUUGGAAAGCAACAAAUGGAUCGAGGUAUCCCGACAGUACAAAAUGCACAAUUUCUAUCUGAAUCUGAUGAAGAGAGCAUUGACAGAAAAAUACUAAGAAGGCGGGUGAGUUUCAUAAAAUACUUUGCCGCCAUCAAAGAUGAACUUUCACAAACAGUGGCACUUUCUAUAGCAAAACAGUUGUUUCCCGGUGAUCAUACUCGAAUCUCUGCUAUAGAGUCUACGAACCGGAGGAGAAGUGCUGUUGAGUUACUGUUGAAAGAGGUGGUGUCAGGACCCGACGAAAUGCUUGAGGACUUCAUUAGUCUCUUGCGUGGAACUGAAGAAGGGAAGUUCUUUGUUGAGACAAUAGAAGCUUGGCAUGUUACAGAUUUUGAUGUUAAUGAGUAUUUCAAAAUAAAUUCGGGCAAUCAAGAAAAUGAAGAACACCGCCUAGAAUUUUCUGUUAAUGAUUGUAAAACUCUAAAGAGUCAGCUCAACAAUCGAGACUGGAUAGACAAGAUUAAUGACCGAAUGCUCUCAAGAUGUAAAUUCAGUAUUGUUCAGCACACAGAAGUUUGCAAAAGUUCCACGGGUAUUAAAUGUUUACUGGACAAUUUGCAGUUGUGUGAUGAAUACGUUUUCAAUGACUUCACAGAGAUUUUGAUUUCCCUGGGAUUGCAUGGGCUUGUAAAGAAUCUGGACAAGACGACACAGAAAAGAAAGCAUCUGUAUCUGUCAGAGAGCGAAUCCGAGACUGAACACGUUAGCAAACGCAUGAGGCAUCUUGAUAAACAUGUGGAGCGCUGUGUAGUGAAACUUAGCGGAAGACCUAACUCAGAUGUGAGAUCUAAAGUUCGUAAAUACAUAGGAGCUUUUGAUAUUGAGAAUGUAAACAGUGGUUCGAUAGUCAUAUCUUUGAAACCUGACGGCCCCGAAGCCUGGUUAAGUAUGGAGGAGAGCUGUCGCACAGGGAAGAUUAAAGAUUUUAUACCAGAGCUAUUUGACCAUGAAGAAGUGUAUGAUCAACUUCCGGAGGGGCAGGUUAUUCUUCAGUUAUCCAUCUACAGUGAACAGACAGAAGAAACAAAAAGAGCCAUUUUUGUUUUACACGACAGUGAAGAGCAAGAGUUCACAGGGAAGACGAAGUACAGUGGCAUCGAAGAUCAAGGCAAUCCCAUAGAAGACUGCCUUUGCGAAGAAUUAGAUAUUGAACAUAUAAAUGAUCUGCUAAAAGAAUUAAACGGGAAGAAGUUAGUGGACGACAGAUUUAUGCAGGAAAUUACAGAACUUAACAUGAGAACAGAGAAAGCAAAACAUCUUGUUAAGAAAAUAUAUUCACUCGGUCUAAACGGGAUAAGCAUUCUGAAGAACUACCUUAAAGACAAAAAAGAGUAUCUGUACCAGAAACUACGCGAAGCAGAGACUUUUGCUGGUGACGAGAUGGAAGAUAUGUCGACUGGAAGCGGGGAAAGACAGUCUAGAGGACGCAACAGAUACUCUGCAAAAAGGAAGAUAUUCUUUACGUGCACAGUAAUACUGCAGAUAAAGAAGAACGAGCGUGUGACAAGAGCGCAUGGAAGACGGAUUGAAAUAACUUGCCCCAAAAUAAGCGAUCGGGUUUGCCAUUUCGAAAAGAAAG
Mercenaria mercenaria is the source of this 3405-nucleotide messenger RNA. RefSeq lists its product as uncharacterized. The annotation marks the transcript as partial. Lineage: Eukaryota; Metazoa; Mollusca; Bivalvia; Venerida; Veneridae. The record is from RefSeq and is a predicted model, not a curated record. The transcript has 18 exons.